Messenger RNA from Anastrepha ludens (Mexican fruit fly), 1706 nucleotides. RefSeq lists its product as uncharacterized. The transcript is spliced from 2 exons. Bases 1029 to 1607 code for a protein of 192 amino acids. Lineage: Eukaryota; Metazoa; Arthropoda; Insecta; Diptera; Tephritidae. The record is from RefSeq and is a predicted model, not a curated record.
GGAUAUCAGGUGUUUAAUAAGGAACAAAUUUUUCUUUUUAGAAAUUUAAUACAUUUAAGUAUCAGCAUAAGUUAUAUUUGUGAUCGAAGAUUGCCAUGAAUAGUGAAAUUUCAACUGCCGAAAAACCAACGCUAAAGCGAAAAUUUAUUACCUUGGAUGACAAAAUUAAGAUUCUGGAUAGAUUAAGGAGUGGUGAGAAAGCAUUAUAAUAGCAAAAUCUCUCAGUUUAAAUGAAUCCACAAUACGCACCAUUAAACAAAAUGAAAAUAAAAUUAGAAAUUCUGUUAUUGCUGGGUCAUCAAUAAGCACAAAAAGAGUUGCACGUGUGCGUGAUCUUUUAAUAGAAAAAAUGGAAAAAGCGUUAAUGUUGUGGAUAGAAGACUGUGCUACAAAAAAAUGCCAAUCAGUACAUUAAAGUUCAAGGUGAAACUAGAUCGGCAGACGUCGAAGCUGCGAGGGUUUACCCUAAAACUCUUGCUAAAAUCAUUGAAGAAGGUGGUUAUAAGGGAGAACAAAUUUUUAAACGAAACAGAUCUAAAUUGGAAAAAAAUGCCGCGUCGGACAUACAUUUCGAAAAAUGAAAAAGUUGCACCGAGUUUUAAGGCCGCAAAAGACAGAAUUACUCUAUUUCUCUGUAGUAAUGCAUCUGGUGACUACAUUACAAAACCUUUAUUUAUAAACCGCUCGUUAUAUCCACGAGCGUUGAAAAAUGUCGAUAAAUCGAAGUUACCUGUUUAUUGGCGGGCAAAUAGCAAGGAUUGGGUUACAAGCAGUAUUUUUCGAGAUUGGUUUUUAAAUUGCGUUGUACCUGAGGUUGAAACUUAUUUGAAGAUUAAGAACAUCGAUUUCAAAGUGCUUUUAAUACUUGAUAAUGCCCCUGGACAUCCAAAAGACUUAAACCAUCCCAAUGUAGAAAUAGUGUUCCUGCCACCUAAUACCACGUCUAUCAUUCAACCGUUAGACAAAGGUAUAAUAUCAACGUUCAAAGCAUUUUACAUUCGGAAACAUUCCAACUUAUUCUUGAUAAAAUGGAUUCAAAUCCUAACAUGACAGUUACAGAACUAUGGAAAAAUUUUUCAAUUUUAAACUGCAUUACAAUUGUAGAAAAAGAAUUAAAGCAGUCCACGCUAAAUGGCUCAAGGAAAAAGAUAUGGCCGGAGAUUGUUGCAAAAAAUAAUGCUGUGCCACCAUUACAUGUGGAAGUGAGCCGUAUAUUAACGAUAGGUCAACGUUUCAGUGGAGAAGGCUUUGACGAUAUGAACGAAGAUGACAUUUAUGAAAUUAUGAAUGAAGGUACAGACCUCACCGAAACAGACCUAAUUCAAUUAACAACUGAAUCUCCAUCCGUCUCAAAUCUCGCACAAGAUGACGUCACUUCGGUAGAAGAUAUCUGUGAAUCAAUUCCCAGUUUCACUCUGAAGCGCAUACGAGAGGGUUUAAGUUUGGUUGAGAAAAUGAAAUCUUUCUUUACAACUAAUGAUCCUUCGCUGGAGAGAUCCAGCAAAAUAAUAAGGGAAAUAGAUAUUAAUCUAGCACCUUAUUACGAAAUUGAAAAGGAGCUUAAAAAACCCACCCGCCAAAAACUGAUAACAGCGAAACUAUGUUGAAGAAAUAUCUUCUGAUGAAGCUAUUGCUCCCCCAAAACGCCCACGUGCAAAGAUCUUUGAAGACAGUGAAACAGAUUAAUUACCAUAUGAAGUUUGAAG